This is a messenger RNA of Colletotrichum karsti, 1080 nucleotides long. RefSeq names its product dihydroorotase. NCBI's taxonomy places the organism in Eukaryota, Fungi, Ascomycota, Sordariomycetes, Glomerellales, Glomerellaceae. Gene Ontology annotation, molecular function: dihydroorotase activity. The transcript has 9 exons. The record is from RefSeq and is a predicted model, not a curated record. Bases 1 to 1080 code for a protein of 359 amino acids. Gene Ontology annotation, cellular component: cytoplasm. Gene Ontology annotation, biological process: 'de novo' pyrimidine nucleobase biosynthetic process; pyrimidine nucleotide biosynthetic process.
AUGCCUCUCCCCGACACCGUCGAGUUGCCCGCGGCUUUUGACGCCCAUGUCCACCUGCGCGAUGGCGACAUGCUCAAGCUCAUCGCACCAACUGUCCGAUCCGGUGGUGCGUCAAGCGCCCUGAUCAUGCCCAAUCUCAGCCCGGAGCCCGUCACAAGCGUGAAGAAGGCCCUGGACUACUCCUCGCGUAUCAAGGAGGCCCUCGGACCGGAUGAGGUCAAGCUUUUGAUGACGCUCUACCUCCACCCGGACGUCACCCCCGAAGUCAUUAGAGAAGCGAAGAAGGCCGGAGUCGCCGCCGUAAAGAGCUACCCCGCCGGCGUCACGACGAACAGCUCUGCUGGCGUCGUCGACUACGAGGCUUUCCACGAGGUCUUCAAGACCAUGGAGGAGGUCGACUUGAUUCUGUGCCUCCACGGAGAGUGCCCGUCCCACGCCGGCAGCGACAUCACCACCCUCAACGCCGAGUCCAAGUUCUUGCCCACAUUGAAGGUUCUCCACAACAAGUACCCGAAACUUAGAAUCAUCCUCGAGCACUGCACGACGGCUGAAGCUGUCGAGGCUGUGAAGGCCUGCGGCCCCAACGUUGCUGGCACAAUCACCUGCCACCACCUCUUCAUUACCAUCGAUGAUGUCGUCGGUGACGCGAUGAACUUCUGCAAGCCGGUCGCCAAACUCCCCCACGACCGCCGCGCCCUCCUCAACGCCGUUGUCAACAGCAACGGCAAGUUCUUCCUCGGCACCGACUCCGCCCCGCACCCCAUCACCUCCAAGACGGGGCCCUCCAAGGCCGCCGCCGGCGUCUUCACCCAGCCCUACGCCGUGCAGUACCUUCUCACCGCCCUCGAGGAGGCCGUCGCCCGCGGCGAGAUCAAGGACGGGGAGGUCACCCAGGAGGCCCUCGAGGGCUUCGUCGCCAACUACGGCCGCAAGUUCUACGGCGGCUUCGAGGACGAGAAGAAGGAGCGCAUCCGCCUCACCCGCGGCGGUGCCACCGUCAACCAGGUCUUUGAGAGCGCGGGUAUUCAGGUCGUUCCGUUCCGUGCCGGCAAGGAGACCUGGAGUCUUACGUGGCUGUAG